AAAUAUUGGUGCAACAUCAGCCUUCGCUUUUGUAGAUCUUUUCUCGCUGGAACUCAAAGAGGAACUGACAAAGUAAUAAUAACACGGCAGGCCCCUGCAUUUACUAUCAUUGCACUUGAUUUGCAUAGGCAGUACAGCGCAGUGAGGAGCCUUGAGGCGAUCAGGUACAAGAAAUGCUACAACUUCGUGGAAGAUUCCCGGCAGGGAAAGACAGAAAUGAAGAAAAAAAUAAAACAAAACAUUACUAUGUUAAGCUGUCGAUCACCCACACCAGUAACGGGUUUCAACAAAGUGCAGUACGACAGUCCGGACUGGAGAAGAAAGCCUGAAAACUUAUCCAGAGGCUACAGGCUGGAUGCGAAAAAUGACCUAUUUUAUUAAACUAGACAGUUUCGGUUAGAUGAAAAUUUCUUGCAUCUGUUGCAGUUAAACGAGUUAUUUUAAUUACUCGUCUAGUUUGUAGAGCAGCUCAGCAUCCAUACUGACUCUGUUUCAAGAAGUAAAACAAUUAGCGGAAAGGUUGAUGUUUUCCGAUACGGGGACCUGUUUUCGCCCGACACCAAUCUCAAGUUUCAAUUAACUUUGCAUAGGCGUCCGAUUUUGUCAAAGUUAUCGUAAAUUCACCGCAAGACAGCCGUAACCUGGCAUCUCAUUUCCUUCUUCGGGUGUGCAGAAGAAGGAAGGCGAAAAACAAUCUCAUUCAACUUUUCCGCCGUGCCAGCAACGACGUUGUUGUUGUUGUUGUUGUCGUUGUCGUUGGUAUUGCAUGCGAAUCAGCAGCAUGCCAUGAUAUGACACCCCACAGGCACGGUUUGUGCGCUGAUUGUGGCCUGCAGGCAACCAACCAACCAACCGGCGUUCGGUUCUCGUAUGCAUGCAUCCGUGUGCAGGCAGAGUAGUGUGCGGUUGCGAUGCUGCGAAUGCAAAAUGUGACUCUUCGGUUGUGGCGGUUUGCCCCCAUUAGCUGCAAGUUCCUCUGCAGCUGACAGCCAGGCAGGCGAUAGUCAGGAAGGAAGGCCGGGUCCGAGACUCGCAUCGGCCAGAGAUUAGCAUUCGGCUGUAAACAGCACCAUGGAGACCGAUUACUUCUAGUGAUGUGCUGGGAAUGGUUUGUGUGUGAAAUGAAGAAAGUGACUAGCAAGUGCAUCUAGAAAAUUUACCAAACGAGCUUACAAUCGCAGAAGCAAACAAAAAUAAAAACAAUCAUAUUUCGAACUCAGUGAACCCUGUGUUUGUGGCAAUCAUCAAAGAAGUAAAAGCAAAACAAGAAAGAAAAAAAAAUAUCUUCGGACAUGUACACGAUGGAUGACAAAAACUCCUCCGGUAGCGGUGGUGGCACGAGUGGCAGUGGCUGCGGAGGCGAAACCAAGGUUAUCUACCACAUCGAUGAUGAAACGACACCGUACCUGGUGAAGAUUCCGCUGCCAUCGAGCCAGGUCACACUGAAGGACUUCAAGCUGGUGCUGAACAAGCAGAACAUCAACUACAAGUACUUCUUCAAAUCCAUGGAUGCCGAUUUCGGCGUGGUGAAGGAGGAAAUUGCCGACGACUCCACGAUACUGCCAUGCUUUAACGGUAAGGUGGUCUCCUGGCUGGUGACGGCCGACGGUUCCAACCAGUCCGACUGCUCGGAGAUGCAACCGACGGAGAUGAUCGACGGUAGACCGACGCUCGCCCAGUUGCGAACCAUGAACAAACCGAUGAACAACAUGAUGAACAUCCCGAUGAACCCGCUGACGUAUCAAUCGGCUUCGGUGGUGUCGAGCGAUCUGGACUCGACCAGUCUGUUCGAGACCGAGAGCGAAAUCACACUAGAUAGGGAUAUGACUGAGUGUAGUAGCGUGCAGCGGCUUCAGGUACGGAAAAAGCCGCAACGGCGCAAAAAGCGAGCCCCGUCGAUGUCACGAACCUCCUCCUACAGUUCCGUCACGGAUUCCACCAUGUCUCUCAACAUAAUCACAGUCCAGAUUAACAUGGAUACGGUGAACUUUCUCGGAAUUUCAAUUGUCGGGCAGUCGAAUCGAGGCGGCGAUGGUGGAAUCUACGUAGGAAGCAUUAUGAAGGGCGGUGCCGUCGCACUCGACGGUCGAAUCGAACCCGGUGAUAUGAUACUACAGGUGAAUGAUGUUAACUUUGAGAAUAUGACCAACGAUGAAGCGGUCCGGGUGCUUCGGGAAGUGGUCCAGAAGCCUGGUCCGAUCAAACUAGUUGUUGCCAAAUGUUGGGACCCGAAUCCCAAGGGAUACUUUACGAUUCCUCGCACCGAACCGGUUCGCCCGAUCGAUCCGGGUGCGUGGGUUGCCCACACGGCCGCCCUACGCUCACAGGACACUAUCAACACCGAUCUUCCCGAGUCCGUGCUAGAGCGGCUACAUGUCGAUAUGGACAUGAAAGAAAUCGUACGUGCAAUGACCAAACCCGACAGUGGUCUCGAGAUCCGAGAUCGGAUGUGGCUGAAAAUCACAAUUCCUAAUGCGUUCAUCGGUGCCGACGUUGUCAACUGGAUCCUGGACAACGUGGAUGGCAUCGGCGACCGGCGGGACGCACGCAAAUAUGUCUCGCUGAUGCUGAGGCGAGGUUACAUCAAACACACCGUCAACAAGUUGACGUUCUCCGAGCAGUGCUACUACGUCAUCGGCAACAGUAUACGGCAGGACAUCUCCAACAUGUCGCUGGACGAUACGGAGAGUAUGCUCAGCGAUAUCGCACCACUGCCCAAUCCACCGAUCUACAUGACCUACUCGGGCAACUACAACCCGUCGCACGGCUACCAACCGAUCCAGUACGGGUGCACCGGCGAACGGCAUCCGUCGUCCGGUUCGAGCAGUUCCGACAUCCUCACCAGCAAGGAUACGUCCGCGUCGCAGAGCGACAUUGCGGCCGUGAUCCAGCAGACCAACCAGAUGACGAUCGCCAACGCGUCGAACAAAUCAUCGGGAUCCUCGAACCGCGGUAAUGAGCAAGAUAUGUCAGAGUUUAAGCUCGGCGGUGCUGGCAGUGGUGGUAGCGGCGGUGGCGGCAGCGGUGGAUUAAUUCGGAACACCACUUCCGGUAAGCAACUUCUGCAGCAACAGCAGCUUCAACAACAGCAACAGCAACUCUAUCCGAACCUACAACAUCUGAACAGUGGCAGUGCCAACGACGACGAAGGAUACGAGGAUAGUUUGUACUUUCAGCCGACGCGAACCCUUCGGAAGGAUCAGAUGGCGGUGAUCUACCAGCACAACAGCAACAACAACAACAGCAUCAACAACAACAACAGUAAGUAAAAUGGGGAUGUCUAAACGUGGGAGGUUCCUUGAUGCCCGAUGUGUGAAUAACUGAGACUAGAGAAUCUAAGGUUUUUGUAUGCCAGUGCUAACUAAACGGGUGAGGUUAGGUUUUUUUUUGUUUUGGACAAGAGAAACAGACGCCUAGAAGGUUUCGAGCUCUGAUGCCUAUUGCAAAGCUAUAGAUUGUUAAGUUUUGUCCACGUUUCGAAAGAGUUUUCAAAAAGGUUCUACUUACAGUCUUAAGAAAAUAACCAUUGUAGAAAAAUGCAAAAACCGUUUUCUCCGCUACUACUUCAAGAGAAAAACAGCAGUUUACGUGUUGGUUUCAACAGGACAGUGCAACAUGCCAUACAGCUCGACUAACGAUCGAUUUUCUUUGACCAUUGUUUCCCGGACGAGUCAUAUCGAAAACCGACGAUUUUGACAGGCUCCUCACCGCCAUACCGACCGAAACAUUGGCCAAAACGAUGUGCCAUUUUGUACUCAAGGACAAAGGUGGCCAUUUAGGCGAUAUUAUUCUCAAAAAUUCCUUUUUAAAUGAGCCACCAUGUAUUUGCAUCUAACGCUAUGGACAUUGAUUAUGAAUGUACGAAGGAUGAUUUUUUCUUAGAAUCAAACAAAAUCAAACGUUUUGAACAAAAAUUAAGAUUCUUCAAACAAAGCUUAAUGCUUAGACAGUCGAGAACUUUCUAAUCCACUCGUUCAAGUUCGCAAUUAAAGACUCUCCCAGAAAGUAUGGACGCACUUUGAUUUCGCUGUAAAUAAUUGACAAGUAUAUUCAAAUUUUAUUCGAUAUACUGAUAAUAUUAGACUACAACAACAGAAUAUUAUUCUCAACAUUUGCUACUAAGCCAUUGUAGACUAGCUGGCGCACCUUCUUGCGAACGUUCCUCAUUAAAUUCCGUACAGACUUCUUGGCGACAAGUUUUGACACUUUUUUCCAAUCUUUUUCGAACUGUUGAAUGGGUUCGGCUGCCGAGACAUGUUUCCUAAAAUGUGCCUUCGUUAAUGCUCAAAAUUCCUCAAUUGGUCGAAGUUGUGGGCAAUUUGGUGGAUUCAUGUCUUUUAGGACGAAAGUAACAUCUUUGGUAGUAUACCAUUCUACCGUUGAUUUCGAGUAGUGGCAAGAAGCAAGAUCUGGCCAGAAGACAACAGGAUCCUUGUGGCUUCGAAUCAUGGGUAGAAGUCGUUUUUGUAAACAUUUCUUGAUGUAUAUUUCGCUGUUCAUUGAAGCAGUGGUGAUGAAGGGUUUCGAAAUCUUACCGCAGUUACAAAUUGCUUGCCAAACCAUAGCUUUCUUAACAAAUUUUUCGACUUCAAUCGAUGUCUCGGACUGGUUUAACACUUGCCCUUCUCGCAGCGUAUGAUAUUGUGGUCCCGGCAAGGAUUUGUAAUCGAGUUUCACGUAGGUUUCGUCGUCCAUGAUUAUGCAGUUCAAAUUUCCAGCAAGAAUCGUAUUGUACAGCUUUCGAACCCUCCGCCUGAUCGAUGCUUCUUGUUUCGGACUACGUUUUGGUUGUUUCUGCUUCUUAUAGGUUCUAAGAUUCAAACGUUGUUUAGCACGAAGAACAUUUGACUUCGAAGUGCCCACUUUCUUUUGCUUGAACGCCUUCAAUAUACGUUCAUUCAACUGAGACUUAGCAGGCCUUUUUUUCCACCCGUUUUCGAUUUAUCCUCAAAGGUGUUAUCCUCACCGAACUUCCUGAUUGCAUUUCGCACGGCUUUUUUACUUACUCCUUCCAUUUUUGCUAGCUUUCUCAGUGACAGUCCACGUUCUGUGCACCAUUUGUACACAAUUUUUCGACGUUGUUCUGCUGAAAGUCCACGCAUUUCGGAACAAACUAAUGAAAACGAAAAAAAACUGCACAAGUGGUUAGAGAAGAGUGUAAACAACAUGACGCUGCCAUAAAAAUUGACAGAUUCUGAACCAUUGCGAAAUGGCAGCGGUUUUUGGUUGCGUCCAUACUUUCUGGGAGUCUUUGGAAGGGCUGAUUUUGUGUAAUGUCCACUUUACGUUUUCUUUUUCUCCAAUGCAACGAACCAGCAGUUGGAUGACGCAAUCGCUUUUAUUUAAAGCGAAACUCACACUGUGAACGUUCAAUAGCAGAUAUGCUCACAGAAGAACUAGUUGUUGUUUGUCUGCGUUUAGGUUUGAGAAACGGAGCAUCAUAUUCGCCACUGACUGAAGCACCAGUUGAAUAAUGCCGGGUGUAGUUCCAAUAUUUUGACGUAGAUGGAGCCUUGCGCACUCGAUGUGUCUCCGUUCGUGGGUUAUCAUAGACUGCAGUCUAUUAGAUUUGGUUGAUUUUGAUGUUUCGUGUUUUGAUCUAUUUUUUCUUUAUUUAAACAAUGUUUUCCUAAUAAACGUGGUAUUAAAAACAAUCUUACACCUUCUUCCAUUCGCUUCGUGAAAGAAUUACAGAAAAUACUUAAACAGGGAAAAAUUUUUUAGGAAAACAAAUCUGGAGUAAUUUCGUUACACUUUCGUGUUGUGAAAUUUUGAAAAUGCACGCAGGUGAACAUAGUAAAGAAAGACGUAGUCCUACGUCAAAAAUAUGCUAAGUAGCUUCUUGAGACAAAGUCAGCAUGUUUAAAAAGUUUCAGUAAAACCUGAGAGGAUGCUGCCAAUAUUUGUUGGAGUUUGCGGGAGUGUGUCUUAAGAAAAGCCAACAGGCGUUGCUUCAAUGCUUCUACACUACAGAUGGCCUGCCACAUGAGAUGUUUUUAGCGAUAUUCGAUAGCCUAAUGUAAUUGAAAAUCUCGGGCACCUGUCAGCAUCCGCGAUUAUACCUUGAUCCACUUGUUUUGAUUAUCGACACGUUUUGAUCGUAUUGGUUCCAUAUCAGGUCCGGAUUCUGUCCAGAUUAUUCUGAUCAUACAGGAAAGUUACUUUGGUUACAUCGGUCACUUACAGUCACAAUAAAAAUUGGGCUGGGAUACCGUCCUUUCACACGAUGAUUUCGAUGAUUUGCCCGUUGUAGCUGGCUGGUACCGAUUGUGGCUCAUAUGUUUAGGAUAUUUUCUAUUUUCUACUGUCCAGUAUUGAUUAUUGAGUUUCGCCUCGGAUGUGCUCAGAGUUUCCUGGCAUCUUCACUCUUGGCAGGUUCCAUUACCUCUUCCACAGCUCCGCGAUCAACGCCAAUAAUAUCAAUAUCAUCCACUAAGCCAAAAGGCUUAUGAAGCGUAUUGAUGAUGGUUCUGUUUCUACUUUCACCCAAAAUAGCUGAUUUUUAUUGGCUUCAAAAGACUCAACCUAGUGAAAUUUAAAACUGAGAUAUGUAUAGAAACAGUAACAUUAAAGAGAUUCAAAGAAGUAUUCGGCUCCGGUGAACGACCAUUGCAGAGUUAAAGGCGAGUUUAAAGAAGGGAUUUAAUUAUAAAUUUUCGGGCCGAUUCAAUUUUCGGUAGCUUCUAGUAGGCACGAAUAGUGAAAACGAUUAUUUAGCUUUAGCAUAAAAUUGACGUUGAGCCAAACCAAAAAAAUAAAUUAAUAAAGCAAAUAAAAACAUUUGCGAUUGUGUGGCAAAAGCUGAAACGCUCUUCCCUUUGAGCAAUUUCGGAAUACUAAAAUUAGUAAAUAAUGUCAAGAAAAAAAUUCAAUUUUGAAUCAAAGAAAAACCGUCACAUCUUUACCUCCCCAAUUCAACAUUAUUUUGGCGUGAAACGCAAACAAACUCAAGACGUGACCCUUGGUUCCUCCACCAACAUGCUUUAAGAAAUAUCACACCAGUUUUAAGGCAGCAGCCCGUCAGGAUUUAGGCCAACGACACGACAGAAGCUACAAAAAUGUAGGUACGUACGAUGGUUUGGCUACCUCGUGCUGAGAACGCAGGUAGUGUCGGCAUUGCAAAAAAUGAAAAACUGUAGCAAACUGCGAAACAACUGAUGGCUCGCUUGGUGGGAGGGGGUAGAGCCCGGAACGGGAACUGAAAGCAUAAAUUUGAAACAAAGUAACAGAAACAAAUAGCAAUAGCAACAACAGCAGUAGCAGUGGAAACAAAUUUGUUCUACGGCCAAAAAGUUUUCUUGUCUACGACAGGCAGAUAGUGCCGUGUUGUUCACCGUGUUUUCCAACUAGUUAGUGCUUUUAGUUUUAUUUGUGUUCUUUUUCAAUGUUUCUUUUGAAAAGAAAAAAGCAAAUGCUUACCUAGGCAGUUGCUUGACGAAGGCGAAGAUGGUUCCUAUCAAAAUAGUUCAGUGUUUGAGGAAAAUUCUUUUCAAUGAUUAAGUUUUCGUUUGCUCGAAGAAAGUGGUGAUCUGCUUGUUGCCCAUAUGUCAGGGUUUUCGAAUGGAAACUCAUUAUGCGAAACUUUUUACUGAUAGUUGUUGUUCAUUUAAAAGAGUGAUAUCAUUAGUGCAAACGAUUAUUGGCCGUCAGUCUUAUGAAGUCUAUGUCGAAACUACGAUUCGAAAGUUCUGUGACUGCAGAGAAACGAGAUCCACGCCAAUGUGGUUGAAAGUUCCAGUAAUAUUCAACUAAUUCUUAGAAUUCUAUAAAAAAAACCAACACUUUCCAACAUCGGUGAAAUUUAAUUAAUCAAUCGUUUUAUAUGACACUAAGGAGUGUAUCGAAAAUAAGUUAUCCACAAAUUUUUCUUUCAAAUUAUGAUAACGAUAUUUUAUUCAAACUAAACAUUGAUCCUUUAUUGUACGAGGGUAAACUUGAGCAUAAAGAAAACCGGAUGAAAUUUAAGUUAUUCCUUCACGAAUUUUCGAACUUUUGAUCGAACGAUCUUAAUCAAGUUCCGGACAAGUGUUGAAUCGCAUUUUUUGGACGCUUGAGCCCAAAUUUUUUUGAACUCCUGCAUGUUCCCAGCUGCCUUACCAGUCUUGUUGAAGACCCUCUCCACGAUUCCCCAGUAACGUUCGAUGGGUCGAAGCUGAGGCCAAUUUGGUGGAUUGAUAUUUUUCUCAACGAAAUUUAUACCCUUUUGCGCAAGCAAAUAGAGAGUGGUUUUGGCAUAGUGAGCCGACGCUAAAUCCAGCCAAAACAGUGGAGGUGUACUACGCUUCUUAUAUAAAAGCAGUAAUCUCUUCUGGAGACACUCAGAUCGAUAGAUUUCUGCAUUUAUAGUUCCGGUAGUGUAAAAAAUGGUUGACUCUAAACUACAGGAACAUAUUGCUUACCAUACCUUUCGGUCGAAUUUCUCCACUUGAAUCGACCUGUCCGCAUCGCUCACAUCCUCCCCAACGACGACAGUAAAGUAUUGUGGACCUGGAAGCGUUUUUGAGUUCUCCUUUACAUAAGUCUCAUCGUCCUUCAAAACGCAUGCAUCCGAACACUGCAAAAGACGUUAAUACAAUUUCCGAUCCCUUGUUGCUGCUCGCUUCUUCUGUUCUACACUUUGUUUCGAGAUUUUCUGCUUCUUGUAGGUCUUCAGGUGAUUUCGCCUCUUGAUACGCUGGAUCAUUCCGACACUCGUUCAUGCUUUUUUGGUCAAAUCACGUAUUGACAUUGAUUUGUUCUUCAUGAUUAGAGAUACCACUUUCUGGUCCAGUUUCGGGUUGGAUGAACCGGGUUUUCUGCCUCUUCCUGGUAGCUCAUCCAGAGAAUAGUGUUCCCCAAACUUAUUAAUGAUGGUUUUAACACUGGCUUGAUAAAUUUCAAACCGUUUCGCCAAUUUUCUCAUGGUAGUACGCUUCUCACUGAGUCAUGUGUCCAGAACCUUAAUUUUCACUUCCUUUUCAAUACGCGACAUUUUGAAAACGCAGAAUUACAACCGCACAAACAAGUAAACAAACGAAAGUUGACAGCAAAACGCACAGCAUGCUGUGAUCUAAGCAUAAAAACCCUUAACAAAUACAUGCAUACAACACAAAUGUAUGUGGAUAGCUUAUUUUCGAUACACUCCUUAUUGAGUAGUCAAUUAUAUGGGUGUGCAGUGCUGCUAUUUUGGCGAGCACUAAUUUGACAUUUUUCUCCUCUACUUCUAUAUACUAGAUUUGCCAGGCCUGCAAAUAUGAAAAUUAUACAGUACGUCAGGGAACCUGUUUGAAAUCCAUAAUCUUUGAUAUAAAAACUAAGAAGUGGACGGAAUGGUUCUCAAUCUGGUUGUACAGUAUCAUGAUCUGCAGAAUUCUUUUAAAUUUUAAAAUUCUUUAUUGUUAACUGUUGUGAACUGUUGUUGUAGAUUUAGAAUGUUGAGUAAAUUUAAUUUUUUUUUGUCAUACACAUAUUUGGAAAUUGAAUGCAAAGUUAGAUCGCAGUUUUCUUUUAUUUUGACGUAGAUACGUCUUAGUGUAUUAUAGGACGACUUUACUAAAUUCGCUUGAUCAUACGCAAAUUUUCAAUUAUUAAAAUUGUCAGAAUUGAAGCCUGCACAGAACCAAAAAACUACCUAAUUGUGCGUAUUUGUACAUGCAAUUUCCGAGCUCCGUUCUACAAUCUACAAUCUUAGAAAAUCUGAAACUUUCACUUGAUGUAAAAUUAGAUAUGCCAUGUGUCAUUUUCGCUUGGGAAAACUGGAACUGACCCAGGGCAGUUUCAUCAAUCAAACAAUUUUUACGAAACUGUGUUUGUUUCACACUUAGCAACGGAGGUUUGAGCAAACCUGAUAUCAGGUGUACAACUUUGCUUUCGCCGUUUUUUCCCAAUCGGAUUCAGCAAUUUUCGAAUCCCGGCUUGAAAAAAGGAGUCCUCUUUUGACGCUAUCCAUUUUUCCAACUCUUUGACGGAUUGAAAAUGUUAAUCUGCCAGGCCGUGUGCCAUCGAAAGGAAUAGGUGGAAGUCAAAAGGGGCGACAUCUGGGAAAUACGGCGAAAUACGUUUCCAGGUACUUUUUGACCACUUUUGCGACGUGAGGCCGAGCAUUGGCGUGCUUGAGGAUGACUUUGUCAUGUCGCUCUUGAUAUUGUGGCCGCUUUUCUUCUAACGCGCGGCUAAGGCGCAUCAGUUGCGUUCGGUAGCGAUCUCCUGUAAUGGUUUCACCCGGUUUUAAGAGCUCGUAGUAAAUAGUUUUAUUUUUUUAUUUAAAAGAUGUUUUUAUUCAGGCCUAUUUGCGUACAAGCUUUACGUGGCCGAAUUAGCCGAUUUUUUAAAUAAACAAUUUUUCGAAGUGGAUCUCGUUGUCACUCUUUUUCUAGGAGGAGAGCUUCCAUUUCCCUCCUGCGAGGGUUGAGGGGCACUUUGUUCGUGGCUCGUCUCGUCCUCCAUUGCCGCAUCGGUGGUUUUGUUGUUGAUUUCCGUCUUCUUUUCGUUUUCCUUGUUGUUCGCAGUCUUGAGCUCGUUGCUAGUUGCUGUAGGAGCGCCUUGUUGUACAUUGGUUGCAGUUGUUAGUUGGAUUGAUGGUGAAACAG
Molecule: messenger RNA, 10568 nt
Organism: Malaya genurostris
Lineage: Eukaryota; Metazoa; Arthropoda; Insecta; Diptera; Culicidae
Gene: dsh
Product: segment polarity protein dishevelled
Exons: 3
Coding region: 1293-3269 (658 amino acids)
Biological process (GO): intracellular signal transduction; canonical Wnt signaling pathway
Cellular component (GO): cytosol
Molecular function (GO): frizzled binding
Source: RefSeq, a predicted model, not a curated record